This is a messenger RNA of Cordyceps militaris CM01, 2127 nucleotides long. RefSeq names its product intermembrane space AAA protease IAP-1. The transcript has 3 exons. The coding region runs from base 1 to 2127 and encodes 708 amino acids. Gene Ontology annotation, cellular component: mitochondrial inner membrane. NCBI's taxonomy places the organism in Eukaryota, Fungi, Ascomycota, Sordariomycetes, Hypocreales, Cordycipitaceae. Gene Ontology annotation, biological process: mitochondrion organization; protein quality control for misfolded or incompletely synthesized proteins. Gene Ontology annotation, molecular function: ATP-dependent peptidase activity; metalloendopeptidase activity; ATP hydrolysis activity. The record is from RefSeq and is a predicted model, not a curated record.
AUGGCUGAUCUCCGAGCCGCGGCGUCGCUAUCCCGACUAGGACUGCGUGCUGUCGCGCAGCCAGCUGCAUCGAUGCGCUUCUACACGCCAAUUCUGGCCCGACGCACAUUCACGCAGCCGCAAUCACGACUUGCGCUCGCGCCCUUUUCCUACCGACACGGCAUCUCCCGCAACCAGCUCGCCAGCGCAGAAGAGUCGGCCAAUCGCAACCCCGGCAAUGCCAACGCGCAAAACGCCCUGUACCAGCUCCUCCUGCGCGCCAACAUGCCCGGCAUCCUCGUCGAGCGCUACCAGUCCGGCCGCUUCGGCACCAAUCCGGCCACCGAGGACGCCUACAGAAAGGCGCUGGCGGCCCUCAACGCGGGUACCAACGCCACGUCGGGGAUCGCGUCGGGCGUCGCCUUGGGCCGUCUCGGAUAUGGUGGCUCCGAUGCCGCCAUUGCCAGCGCCGCCGUUGGCCAUGCCGGUCUUGGCAGCGCCACUGCGGGCGGCAAGGCCGAGCCGAUUCAUGUCGUGGUUCAAGAGACGACGCGCAUGUUCAUCUUCCGUUGGGUUCGGUUCUUUGCGACGUUUAUUCUGGUAACCUACCUGUGCUUCGUGGCCGUCACGAUUCUCAUCGAGUUCCUCAGCUCCUUCCGCCGCGGGGGUGGCAAGACUGACUCCGAAGUCAAGGCCGAGAACCAAAACACUCGAUUCAGCGAUGUCCACGGAUGCGACGAGGCCAAGGAGGAACUUUUGGAAGUGGUCGAAUUUCUCAAGAACCCUGAAAAGUUCUCGGACCUCGGCGCCAAACUUCCCAAGGGCGUUCUUCUUGUUGGCCCGCCCGGUACUGGCAAGACUCUGCUCGCCAGAGCCGUGGCCGGCGAAGCGGGCGUGCCAUUCUUCUACAUGUCUGGAUCCGAAUUUGACGAGAUUUAUGUCGGUGUCGGUGCGAAGCGUGUUCGCGAGCUCUUUGCCGCCGCCAAGGCCAAGUCACCUGCCAUCAUCUUCAUUGACGAGCUGGAUGCUGUCGGUGGAAAGCGUAACCCUCGCGACCAGGCCCAUUCCAAGCAGACACUGAACCAGCUCCUGACCGAGCUGGAUGGAUUUGAUCAAGAUACCAAGAUUAUCAUCAUGGCUGCCACCAACUUGCCCAAGCUGCUCGACAAGGCUCUCACCCGACCGGGACGAUUUGACCGCCACAUUGACGUUGGUCUUCCUGACGUGCGCGGCCGCAUUGCCAUUCUGGAACAUCACGCGAAGAAGAUUAAGCUGGCGCAAGAUGUCGAUCUCAAGGCUGUCGCUGCUCGCUCUCCUGGUCGCUCUGGUGCCGAGCUAGAAAAUAUGCUCAACUUUGCUGCGCUGCAUGCUAGUCGCGCCAAAGCCAGCGUCAUUUCGAGGGGCGAUCUUGAGUGGGCAUUCGAUCGCGUGAGCAUGGGUGCUGACAAGAAGUCGAUGGUCAUUUCGGAAAAGGAAAAGGAGAUGACUGCUUAUCACGAGGCUGGCCACGCACUUGUUCAACUCUUUGACAAGGAAAGUGAUAGCAAACUCUACAAGGUGACGAUUCUGCCCAAGGGUGGAUCACUCGGUCACACGGCGCACGUCCCGGCCAUGGACAAGUACUCCACCACGGCCGCCGAAUACACUGCCAAUAUUCGCGUACUUCUCGGUGGCAAGAUGGCCGAAGAGAUGCGAUACGGCGACGAUAGGGUCACCUCGGGAGUGUCCAAUGAUCUGGAGCGCGCUACAGACUUGGGUUUCAUGAUGGUCGCGCAGUUUGGCAUGUCCUCGGUUCUCGGCCCCAUGGAAUACGGACGCCGCUACGAGAACCUAAGUUCGGAAACCAGAGCCAUCAUCGAGGCGGAGGUGCAAAAGAGCCUAAAGAAGUCGUAUGAGGAUGUGCGCAAACUAUUGACGGAGAAGCGCAAAGAACUGGACCUCCUCGCGCAGGCACUGGUCAAGUAUGAGACAUUGGAUAAGGACGAGGUGGAGAUUGUCAUUCGUGGUCAGCCUUUACCUAACCGACCGGUUCUCGCCCGCGGGCCAAUGCUCAUUCCGGUGCCGGCUGAGCCUCCCACGCCUCCGGGGCUGGGCGGUGUGUCCCAUCCCGAACCUGAAUCGCCGGCUCCUCCGGCUCCCGCAGAAUGA